UUCAGUGAAACAUUUUACAUUUAAUUCGAUGGAAGAAUAAUGGAGAGUGCAUACAUCCUAGAGUGAAACCAGAAGUAGUUCAACGCCCAUGAAAAAUAUUCUUCAACCCUCGUUAUGGAGACCAUAAAAUUAAUGAAGUAAUUGAUAAAGGCAGCCUCAGAAGGUCCAGCAAACUCUAACAUCAACAGAUUUCAAUUAGAUGCACGCUUGGCACUGAGUGACUACAAAGACCGGGGCGAUGCCUUACUAGGUAACCUACGAAUGAGAUUGGAUGGAAUUGGGGCUUUGAAAAGUGGCUUGGCUCGUUGCUCCGUCCCCAGAGAAAUGCAUUGGAAAGAGCGAGUGAGAGAGAUGGGAAUAGGGGAUGAAUUCGGGUGCCGCUGGUGCCCCUUGAAAAAGGGCGGGCCACAACUACCACGGACCCCAAACGAAAAACCAACCCCUGGGUGGAGUUACAGCCGGUAUAUAUUCCCCCUCGGACCCCACAGGCCCCAGAACUCGAGGCAACAUCGAGUCGCUAGGGUCACAAUCUGAAAAAGUGUUGGAAAAAAAAUUAACUCUCUGUCAUCUUCGCCUGUGGACGUCAGCAACGAAACUUGACCUCCAACUUGGACCGCAAACUGGCUUUCUAUUGGAUUAUAGUGUACUGUGAGACGUGAAGACUGUUGAGUUUUAUUCAAGAAGUGAUUUUAGUUGAUGCCGUACAACGUCAAGUAUUCAAACAUGUCAAGAAGUUUCCUUGUGGAUUCCCUUAUUGGGAAUAACUCACCACCAACGUAUCCACUUCCCUAUUAUGGCAACCAACUACCAAACUACAUGUUCAACUUUUUCAAUCUGGGUCUGGGAUAUCAGCCAGUGAGACCUGUACCAAGGCCACCAGCUUUACCUGUACCAAUACCGCUGAGCCCACCAGCUGUCAUAGGUCUUCCAUUAUCUGGUCAAAGUCCACCGUCACCUCUCAGUGCCUCGGUCACCAGAAUAUCAGAAUUACCAUCAACAAACGACUCAUCAUCCAGAAAUAGUACACCCACGCCACCACCAGCAUCACCAAAUUCUCUGAACAACAGCUCAAAGAGGAUUCGUACAGCAUUUACCAGUACCCAGUUGCUGCAGCUUGAGCAAGAGUUUGCCAACAAUAUGUACCUCUCGCGUUUACGGCGGAUUGAAAUAGCAACAAAAUUAAAACUAUCGGAGAAACAAGUGAAGAUUUGGUUUCAAAAUCGUCGCGUUAAGUACAAGAAGGAAGAAUUACCAACGGGACAAACUUCUAAGUGCUGUUGUUUGCGAACUUGUGGUAAGAGAAAGGACGACUGCGGUGAGGAAUCGAGCAAGUGUGACAAUGAUAGUACACUGAGGGAUGAUUCUGAGGAGGAGGGUAAGAGAAAUGCCGAUGAGAGGGAGGAGAUUGGUGAUAGCAAGGAGUUGGAAGUUAAGAAGGAGAUGAGGACAUCGCCUGUAUUCGAGGCAAGUUUUCCAAGGUUACCCAGCUUCUACGAUUAUCCGGGACAGGGGGAUGCAAGCGAUUUCUGCGAUCUCUCAUCGAGAAAACGUCGGGCUGAUCAUUUAGAGCCUUAUAUCACGCAUAUCAGUAAAAAACCUAAUAUCAGAGGCGGCUCUUGCACCGAACACACCGUUGAGAACAUCGUAAACUCAUAAAUUUUAUUAUAAAAGACUGUUAACAUCAAAUUUGACAAUACUCAGUGAAACCCCAGUUGUGUAUAUAUUUUCUAUAUUAUGUGAAUGAUUCAGAUGAACUUAAAGACUGUAUUUUUAGAUAUAUUUAUAACUACAUAAGACUAAGAAAGAUUUAAGGGAGAGCUCGGGGCACAUUUACAACUCGACAGAUCUCAGUGAAAAAAGUACUUCUUGUAAGAAAUUAAUGGCAAAUAAAAUUUUUAUAAAUGGCCGCUUUAUUACUCUUGUAUUUUAUGUAAAAUAUAAAAUAUGGACAAGUCAUUGGCCAUUCAAAAUAUGUCCCCGCUCUUCGUUAAUGAACUAGAAAAUUAUGAAUAAUGUAUGUAUAUUGAAAAUACCAGAAAGACUGUAUAUUUUGUAAUAUUUAUCAUGAGAUAAACAUGAGAAUACAUUGAAUUCAUUGAUAUGAAAAUACGUAUGGCAAAGUUUUCGUAUGGUAUUUACCUGCAAUAAAACCAAUGGAUGAAAUUCCAGUGGAUGAAAUGGGGUAAUUUUUUUUAUUCACACGUUUGACAUGGCAGACACGAGCAUCAAUAUUAAAUUCUUCGCGGGGGAAAAUUCCAAAUAUUUCUCUUUGUAAAUUCUCUCGGUCAUGAUAGAGCAUAAGGAUUUUUCAGUUUACCCUAAAUCGCUAUUCUCUCGAUCACCUAAAAUGUUGAGGUUCACUUUUUUUAUGGCCGCUGAGGGUGGAAGAGAACAUUUUCAGAGUGAGUCGUGAAGGUAGAGGGGUGGAAUGGGGGAAUAGAGAAUCUAUGUGGGUGGAGAGAGUAUUUGAUGCGUUGAAACGUGUUAUCUCCGUGGGUGGUGGGCCAAAGCGUUCAAAUUUGUUCUGAUUUUCCUCACACCUCGGGCUUCAUGCCCGUGAUAAAGUGGUUUUCCGCUGUUUUCAGUAAAAUUGUGCCGUAUUUUCGGAAGAUUGAAGGGGUUAAGGGAAUAGCUCAGUAGUAGAAUGUGGCUUUCUGCGUUUUUCCGUUUGCAGGAGCUCGAGAAAACAAUAUU
Molecule: messenger RNA, 2694 nt
Organism: Diachasmimorpha longicaudata
Lineage: Eukaryota; Metazoa; Arthropoda; Insecta; Hymenoptera; Braconidae
Product: GS homeobox 1-like
Exons: 2
Coding region: 697-1656 (319 amino acids)
Biological process (GO): regulation of transcription by RNA polymerase II
Cellular component (GO): nucleus
Molecular function (GO): DNA-binding transcription factor activity, RNA polymerase II-specific; RNA polymerase II cis-regulatory region sequence-specific DNA binding
Source: RefSeq, a predicted model, not a curated record